AUGUGGGGCUCCCCCUGGGUGGCCUUUGGUGGCUCCUACUCCGGCGCCCUGGCUGCCUGGGUGCGCCAGCUCUACCCCGAGGCCUUUGCGGCGGCGGUUGCCUCCUCCGCGCCGGUGGAGGCCCAACUGAAGCUCAGACGGCACGAGCUCAGUUUGGUUAACACGGUGCCCAUUUGCCACUAUGGCAGGAGUGGACCUACGCCCAGGCCCACGCCGAGGCACAGCCUCGUGCUGGAGAUCCCGCUAGGAGACGUGGAUGAUGGUGGAGUCUUCAGCGAGAAGCUGCGUCAGUUGCUAAGCGGAGAGCCCCAGGUUUGCAGCGACGAGCCUCCGGAGAUUUUCUGGGCGACCAGGCCUGUGCCAAUGAUGGGCAACUUUGGGAAGCUGGCGCAGCGGGUGAGCCUGUGA
Effrenium voratum is the source of this 408-nucleotide messenger RNA. NCBI's taxonomy places the organism in Eukaryota, Dinophyceae, Suessiales, Symbiodiniaceae. The record is from the annotation of a GenBank genome assembly.